AGAAUAUUCUUGUGACAUCACCAUCGAAUUAGCCACUAACAAUUUAAAAAAUAAACAAAACAACACAAGCUUGAAAUAAUUUAUAAAUCGCUUUAAAAUAAAUUUGAAACAUGUCGGAACCAACUGCAAGCAGUAGUAAGGAAUCAGCUACAAAGACUUCAAUGGUUUAUGUUUGUGCAGAAUGUCAUAAUGAUAAUGAAAUGAAGCCGCGCGAUCCUAUAAGAUGCCGAGAAUGUGGAAAUCGUAUUAUGUAUAAAAAGCGAACAAAGCGUUUAAUUGUAUUUGAUGCUCGUUAAUAAAUCUCAUCAAAAUUUCCGAGGUUAUAUUCAAAUUUAAUUCUUUCAAUUUACUUAUAAGAAUAAAAAUAAAAUAACUUUCCAUCGAAAACUAAUAGAAAUA
Clunio marinus is the source of this 399-nucleotide messenger RNA. NCBI's taxonomy places the organism in Eukaryota, Metazoa, Arthropoda, Insecta, Diptera, Chironomidae. The record is from the annotation of a GenBank genome assembly.